GUGAAACUUGGCUUCGGUCGGUAGCAAGUUCCGAGAAAUAUCUUGCGGUUUCCUUGGUUUCUGCUACCCAACGAGGAACGGGUGAACCAAUCAUGAAUUUGCUGCUUCAGGAGGAUAAUUCUGACAUCUUCACGGCCUUCUUCGGUGAUGAAACCUCUUUUGGAGAUCUUCCCCGCUGGUGGUUCGAGAUGGACUUUUCCGAGGAUUAAGGCGCAAUACAUUUCUUCAUUUCCAAGGGUCACAUUUCCCUCUGUUCCCUUCUUGGGAGUCAGAAGAAGCGAGGUGAAGGAAUGAAUUCUUUUGAGCUCUAAGAAGAGGAGGAGGACAAUGGGAG
This is a messenger RNA of Amoebophrya sp. A25, 334 nucleotides long. Lineage: Eukaryota; Dinophyceae; Syndiniales; Amoebophryaceae. The record is from the annotation of a GenBank genome assembly.